GCUGAAGUGUGAGACAAGGCAGCGAUGGAUGCGAAUGAGCACAAACCGUACCGCUCCCUGACAGCCCGCCGUGACGCAGAGCGCCGUUACGCCGGACCCUCGGCAGAUGGUGAGGCCUGCCUAACCAACCCAAAGUCCUACAGUUCCAGCGAGACCUUGAAGGCUUUCGACCAGGAUACCAGGCUUGCCUACGGGGGCCUGGUCAAGGAACGUGUACACCAGGAGGUCGAAGAGUUCAGCAGACAUGGAGCUGAUUUCUCCCUCAGAGAGCUGGGCUUCAGCGAGGCCAUGCCCCCCCAUAUGAUGGGGUACCGAACAGACCCUACGCUGGCUCACCGUGGUUUCACCUUGGGUGCCGGCGGCAGCUCCGACGCAGACACCGAGACGGAUGGCGUGGUAUCGCCUGAACACGCGGCACGGCUUUGGGGCCGCGGCACCAAAUCGGGCCGCAGCUCUUGCAUGUCGAGCCGGGCCAACUCCAAUCUGACUCUCACCGACACGGAGCACGAGAACACUGAGAAUGGUCCACCCCUGCCCUGCUCAUCAGCUUCGUCCUCCUCCCCCGUUGGGCCUUACCCUUCCCUUGCCCCGCCCCUUCCCCUUCAAGCCAAUGAGAGCCAGAGAAGGCUGCUAGGUAGCCGUGCAGCUCGGCCCCAGCGGGAUUCCGACUCCGAGGAUGAGUUUGGCCCCAAUUCGUUCAUAGUUAAAUCUGGCUCCGGGAACCUGUGCUCUCCCAACAGCACGUCGGUUGAUGAAGGUGCAUUUCAGAACCACUCCAGGCUACGGACCCCUCCGCUCCCCCUGUCCCAUUCCCACACACCCAGUCAGCACCAUGCGGCCUCAGCGAGCUCUCUGAACCGGGGAAACUACACCCCUCGGAGCAACCCCAGCCCCACCCCCACCGACGGCUCUGUGCCUCCCGAGGGCCCCGCCAGUGUGCAGGAGUCUGGCAGCGCCCAGGACAACUGGCUGCUCAACAGCAACAUCCCCCUGGAGACCAGGAGCCAGAAUACUCUAUUGUUUAUCAGAGAAGAGCAAGACGCUUUCAGAGAAGGGCAGGGAUCUUUCAAUACAAGAAACGUAGCAAAGCAGACAUUCAUAGAGACUUUGCAGGACAACUUUAUUGAGAUGGACGUUCUGGCGUCCACGCGGCACGAAACAGAGCCCAGCGACGGGCACUUCCUCUUCAAGCCAGGGGGGACCUCCCCCAUGUACUGCACGACUUCCCCAGGGUACCCGCUGACCUCCAGCACGGUGUACUCCCCACCGCCCCGCCCGCUGCCGCGGAGCACCUUCUCGCGUCCAGCCUUCAGCCUCAAGAAGCCCCACCAGUACUGCAACUGGAAGUGUGCUGCGUUGAGCGCCAUCCUCAUCUCUGUCACGCUGAUCUUCCUGCUGGCCUACUUCAUCGCCAUGCACCUCUUUGGGCUGAACUGGCACCUGCAACCCGUCCAGAGGCAGAUGUUCCAGCUGGUGGAGGAUGGUGACGGAAGCUCCCCUGUGCCCACCGAUAUGAGCCUGCCACCUCUUGGGAACACGGCACUGGAGCUUCCAGAUCGGGGAGAAGAAGAAGAUGACGCCUUUAUAGACACGGGUGAGAUUGACGUUGGCCGCCGAGUCUCGCAGCAUGUGCCUCCAGGAAUCUUCUGGAGGUCCCAAGUGUUUGUCGACCACCCCAUGUACCUCAAGUUCAACGUGUCCUUGAGCAAAAACGCCUUAGUGGGGAUCUAUGGCCGCAGGGGUGUGGCACCAUCCCACACACAGUUUGACUUUGUCGAGCUGCUGGAUGGCCGGCGUCUGCUGGGUCAGGAGGCCCGUGGCCUGGAGGCGGCUCACACCCAGCCUCACAGCCUGGUACCCAUCACCAGCCAUGACACGGGCUUCAUUCAGUACAUGGACUCUGGCAUCUGGCACCUGGCCGUCUACAAUGAUGGCAAGGAGGCAGAGCAGGUGUCCUUCAUCGCCACGGCGAUAGACUCUAUAGAUGAUUGUCCCAGCAGCUGCUUUGGCAACGGCGACUGCGUGUCCGGCACCUGCCACUGCUUUCCUGGCUUCCGAGGCCCUGACUGUGGCCGAGCUUCUUGCCCCGUACUGUGCAGUGGGAAUGGGCAGUACCUGAAGGGCCGCUGCAUGUGCCACAGCGGGUGGAAGGGUGCCGAGUGCGACGUUCCUGCUAGCCAGUGCAUCGACGUGGCCUGCAGCAACCAUGGCACCUGCAUCGCUGGAACCUGCAUCUGCAACCCGGGGUACAAGGGCGAGAACUGUGAGCAAGUGGACUGUCUGGAUCCCACGUGCUCCGGGAGAGGAGUGUGUGUUCGUGGAGAGUGCCACUGCCUGGCAGGCUGGGGGGGACCCGGCUGCGAAAGCCCCCGUACAUCCUGCCUGGACCAGUGUUCGGGCCAUGGAGCCUACCUGGCUGACACCGGCACCUGCAGCUGUGACCCAAACUGGACCGGUCACGACUGCUCAACCGAGAUCUGCGCAUCCGACUGCAGCGGGCAUGGCGUCUGCGUGUCUGGCUCCUGCCGCUGCGAUGAGGGCUGGACGGGCGCCGGGUGUGACCAGCGAUCCUGCCACCCGCGCUGCGACGAACACGGCACCUGCAAGGACGGCCGCUGCGAGUGCAGCCCUGGCUGGAACGGAGAGCAUUGCACCAUUGCUCACUAUCUGGAUAAGGUAGUGAAAGAAGGCUGUCCCGGCUUGUGCAACGGCAAUGGCAGAUGCACACUGGGUAACAACGGCUGGUACUGCGUCUGCCAGCUGGGAUGGAGGGGGACUGGCUGCGACAUGUCCAUGGAGACGGCCUGCAGCGACGGGAAGGAUAAUGAUGGAGAUGGACUGGUGGACUGCAUGGAUCCAGACUGCUGUCUACAGGCAUCAUGCCACAGCACUUCACUCUGCAUGGGCUCUCCAGACCCCCUGGACAUCAUCCAGGAGACACAGAUCCACUCCACCCAGAGCAACCUACGGUCAUUCUAUGACCGUGUACAGUUCCUGGUGGGCAAGGACAGCACACACGUCAUCCCUGGGGCCAAUCCCUUCAAGGGCAGCCACGUGUGCGUGAUCCGAGGUCAGGUGGUGACCUCAGACGGAACCCCUCUUGUGGGAGUGAACAUCAGCUUUGUAGGCAACCCUGCAUAUGGGUACACCAUCUCGAGGCAGGAUGGCAGCUUUGACCUGGUCGCCAACGGAGGCAUCUCCCUGGCCCUGCGGUUUGAACGCGCCCCAUUCAUCACCCUGGAGCACACGCUUUGGUUGCCAUGGGGGCGCUUCUUCGUCAUUGACACGGUUGUCAUGCGACACGAGGAAAAUGACAUCCCCAGCUGCGACGUCAGCAGUUUCACGCGGCCCAGCCCAGUGGUCUUGCCCGCACCCCUCACUGCCUUCGCCGGGUCUUGCGCUCAAAGGGGAACCACCGUGCCCGAAAUUCAGGCGGUCCAGGAGGAGAUCCACAUCCCUGGGACGGACAUGAGGCUAGGUUACCUGAGCAGCCGCUCCGCUGGAUACAAGUCUGUGCUGCGCAUCACCCUCACACAUGCCACCAUCCCCUUCAACCUGAUGAAAGUGCACCUGAUGGUUGCUGUGGAGGGCAGACUGUUCCGGAAAUGGUUUCCAGCAGCACCAGAUCUCACCUAUAGCUUUGUUUGGGACAAGACAGAUGUCUACAGCCAGAAGGUGUAUGGCCUGAGCGAGGCUUUUGUGUCAGUGGGCUAUGAAUAUGAGUCCUGUCCUGACCUCAUUCUGUGGGAGAAGAGGACUGCAGUUUUACAGGGCUAUGAAAGUAAUGCCUCCAACAUGGGUGGUUGGGCUUUGGACAAACAUCAUGCUCUAAACGUCCAGAGUGGCAUCCUGCAGAAAGGGAAUGGCGAGAACGUCUUCAUCUCCCAGCAGCCUCCUGUCAUUGGUAGCCUCAUGGGCAAUGGGCGCAGGCGCAGCAUCUCCUGCCCCAGCUGCAAUGGCCUUGCUGAUGGCAACAAGCUGCUGGCACCUGUGGCACUGGCUUGUGGCUCUGAUGGCAGCCUCUAUGUGGGCGACUUCAACUACGUGCGCCGCAUCUUCUCCACUGGCAAUGUCAGCAGCGUGCUGGAGCUCAGAAAUAAAGAUUUCAGGCAUAGCAACAGUCCGGCACACAAGUACUACCUGGCCACCUGCCCCAUGUCAGGCACCGUGUACCUGUCAGACACAAGCAGCAGAAAGGUGUUCAAAGUCAAGUCCCUCACAGCAGUAAAGGAUGUGGCAAAGAAUCUGGAUCUGGUGGCAGGCACUGGGGAUCAAUGCCUGCCCUUCGACGAGACGCGAUGUGGUGAUGGGGGUAAGGCCGUGGAGGCCACUCUCACCAACCCAAGAGGGAUCACUGUAGACAAAUUCGGUCUAGUCUACUUUGUGGACGGUACCAUGAUUCGACGGAUUGACCAGAAUGGAAUCAUCUCCACAUUGCUGGGCUCCAACGACCUGACCUCUGCCCGACCGCUCAGCUGCGACUCGGUGAUGGACAUCUCCCAGGUUCGGCUGGAGUGGCCCACUGACCUGGCCGUCAGCCCCAUGGACAACUCACUGUACGUCUUGGACAACAACGUUGUGCUCCAGAUUUCGGAGAACCACCAGGUGCGCAUUGUGGCAGGCCGUCCCAUGCACUGCCAAGUACCAGGCAUCGACCACUUCCUGCUCAGCAAGGUGGCUGUGCAUGCCACCCUUGAAUCAGCCACCGCCCUGGCGGUAUCCCAUAGCGGUGUGCUCUACAUUGCCGAGUCGGACGAGAAGAAGAUCAACCGCGUGCGGCAGGUGUCUACCAAUGGCGAGAUCUCACUGGUGGCUGGUGCACCCAGUGGUUGUGAUUGCAAGAAUGACGCAAACUGUGACUGCUACUCAGGAGACGAUGGCUAUGCCAAAGACGCCAAACUCAACCUGCCGUCCUCGUUGGCCACAUCUCCCGAUGGCGAGCUCUUCAUCGCCGACCUCGGAAACGUGCGCAUCCGCUACGUUCGCCGCAACCGUCCCUACCUCAGCCCGCUCAACCUGUACGAGGUCUCCUCACCCAUUGAUGAUGAGCUGUACCUCUUUGACGCCAACGGAAGCCACGUCUUCACACAGAGCCUGACCACAGGAGACUACCUGUAUAACAUCACUUACACAGGAGCAGGUGACAUUGCCACUGUCACAGACAAGAAUAAAAAUGUGCUGAUUAUCCGGAGGGACACAACUGGAAUGCCACUCUGGAUACAAACUCCAAAUGGCCAAACGUUCUGGGUCACCAUGGGCACCAAUAAUGCCCUCAAAAGUGUGGCCGCCCAGGGGCAUGAGCUAGCCACAAUGACUUACCAUGGAAGCUCAGGCCUGCUGGCUACCAAGAGCAAUGAAAAUGGAUGGACCACAUUCUAUGAGUACGACAGCUACGGCCGCCUUACCAACAUCACGUACCCCACGGGGCAGGUGAGUAGCUUCCACUCCGACCUGGACAGCUCCGUCAGAGUCCAGACUGAAGGGACCAGCAAGGAGGACAUCACCGUGACGACCAAUCUGUCAGCCUCCGGGACAUUCUAUGCACUCAUGCAGGAUCAGGUGCGGAACAGCUACUAUGUGGGCCUGGACGGCUCGCUGCAGCUGGUACUGGCCAACGGUAUGGAGGUGUCUCUGCACACGGAGCCCCACCUACUAGCUGGCACCGUGAACCCCACUGUCAGCCGCAGGAAUGUCACACUGCCUAUCGACAAUGGCCUCAACCUCGUGGAAUGGAGGCAGCGCAAGGAGCAGGCACGCGGCCAGGUCACUGUGUAUGGACGCAGGCUCCGGGUGCACAACAGGAACUUGCUGUCACUGGACUUUGACCGCAUCACCAGGACCGAGAAGGUCUACGAUGACCAUAGGAAGUUCACACUGCGCAUCCACUAUGACCAGGCGGGGAGGCCGACACUGUGGGCUCCCAGCAGUCGCCUCAAUGGGGUCAAUGUGACAUACUCAUCUGGUGGGCAGGUUGCUGGCAUCCAGCGGGGCACCAUGUCCGUUCGCAUGGAAUAUGACCGUAACGGUCGCGUUGUCUCGCAGACAUUUGCUGAUGGGAAGUCCUGGAGCUACACCUACCUUGAAAAAUCUAUGGUGCUGUUGCUGUACAGCCAGCGACAGUACAUCUUUGAGUUUGACAAGAAUGACCGCCUGUCCUCAGUCACCAUGCCCAAUGUGGCCCGCCAAACCCUGGAGACAACCCGUUCCAUAGGGUAUUACCGGAACACCUACAGGCCUCCUGAAGGCAACGCCUCCGUGUUGCAGGAUUUCAGUGAGGCUGGGGAGCUUCUGCGGACCACCUACCUGGCCACGGGUCGUCGCAUCACCUACAAGUAUGGCAAGCUUUCCAAGUUGCUGGAAAUCCUCUAUGACACCACGCGGAUCGCCUUCACAUAUGACGAGGCCUCUGGCAUGCUGAAAACUGUUAACCUGCAGAGUGAAGGCUUCACCUGCACAAUCCGUUACCGGCAGAUCGGCCCGCUCAUCGAUCGCCAGAUCUUCCGCUUCAGCGAGGAGGGCAUGGUGAACGCUCGCUUCGACUACAACUACGACAACAGUUUCCGGGUCACCAGCAUGCAGGCAGUCAUUAACGAGACGCCGCUGCCCAUCGACCUGUAUCGCUAUGAUGACGUUUCUGGCAAGACAGAACAGUUUGGCAAGUUCGGUGUCAUCUACUACGACAUUAACCAGAUCAUCACCACGGCCGUGAUGACGCACACCAAGCACUUUGAUGCCUAUGGCCGUGUAAAAGAAGUGCAGUACGAGAUUUUCCGUUCUCUCAUGUUCUGGAUGAUGGUGCAGUACGACAACAUGGGCCGGGUGGUAGGCAAGGAGUUGAAGGUGGGGCCUUACGCCAACACCACCCGCUAUUCCUAUGACUAUGAUGCCGAUGGGCAACUGCAGGUGGUUUCAGUCAAUGACAAGCCUCUGUGGAGGUACAGCUAUGACUUAAAUGGCAAUUUACACCUGCUGAGCCCAGGAAACAGCGCCCGUCUAACACCUCUGCGUUAUGAUGUCAGGGACCGCAUAACCAGGCUGGGGGAGGUACAGUACAGGAUGGACGAGGAUGGUUUUCUCAAACAAAGAGGCAGUGAGUACUUUGAGUACAACUCAGCAGGGCUCCUAGUGAAGGUGUACAACAAGGUGAACAGCUGGAACAUCAGAUACCGUUAUGAUGGUCUGGGACGGAGAGUGUCCAGCCGGAACAGCUUUGGGCAUCACCUUCAGUUCUUCUAUGCCGACCUGUCCAGUCCCACCCGGAUCACCCAUAUGUACAACCACUCCAGUUCAGAGAUCACUUCCCUAUAUUACGACCUGCAAGGCCACCUCUUCGCCAUGGAGAUCAGCAGUGGGGAGGAAUAUUAUAUUGCCUGUGACAACACAGGAACCCCACUGGCCGUUUUCAGUGGCGCCGGCCAAAUGAUCAAGCAAAUCCUGCACACUGCCUAUGGUGAGGUGUACAUGGACACAAACCCCAGCCUUCAGCUCAUUAUUGGGUACCAGGGAGGUCUGUACGAGCCCCUCACCAGGCUGGUUCACCUAGGCCGGAGAGACUACGAUGUCCUCGCUGGCCGCUGGACGACCCCAGACCAUGAUGUUUGGAGACGUCUCAACAGCAAUAACAUUGUCCCUUUCAACUUGUACAUGUUCAAAAACAACAACCCCAUCAGCAACAGUCAAGAGAUCAGAUGUUAUAUGACAGAUGUCAAUAGCUGGCUGCUAACAUUCGGCUUCCAGCUGUACAAUGUGAUCCCUGGGUACAGCAAGCCCAGCACUGAGAGCAUGGAGCCAUCCUACGAACUGGUCCGAACACAAUCCAAGAGCCAAGAGUGGGACAACAGCAAGUCGGUGCUCGGCAUUCAGUGCGAGGUGCACAGGCAGCUGAAGGACUUUGUCAAGUUGGAGCGCUUUGGCCCGCUCUAUGGAAUGAGCAGCGCCGGGUGCCCUCCGUCCCAAAGCCAGAUGUUCUUCGCCUCCGGAGGCUCCAUGUUCGGCAAGGGGGUGAAGUUCGCUGUACGGGACGGCCGAGUGGCCGCCGACAUCACUAGCAUGGCCAAUGAGGACGGACGCCGUCUGACGGCCAUCCUCAACAAGGCCCUGUACCUGCAGGACCUGCACUUCACCAUCGGGGACACGGACACGCACUAUUUCGUCAAAUCGGGCCCCGUGGAGGGCGAUCUGUCCCUGCUGGGCAUGACGGCGGGUCGGCGCACGCUGGAGACGGGCAUCAACGUCACCGUGUCGCAAGUCAACGCCGUGCUGGGCGGCAGGACUAGACGCAUCACCGACAUCCAGUUGCAGCAUGGUUCCCUGUGCCUGAACGUACGCUACGGCAGCAGCGUCGACGAGGAGAAGGCUCGCGUGCUGGAGCUGGCCCGCCAGCGGGCCGUGGCGCAGGCCUGGGUCCGGGAGCGCCAGAGACUGCGGGAGGGCGAGGAGGGCUCGCGGGCCUGGACAGACGGCGAGCGCCAGCAACUGCUCAGCUCCGGCAGGGUGCAGGGGUACGAUGGCUACUUCGUGGUCUCAGUGGACCAGUACCCUGAGCUGUCGGACAGUGUGAACAACAUCCACUUUAUGAGACAGAGCGAGAUGGGCAGGAGGUGACAUGAACACGAGGCCCUUCUG
This is a messenger RNA of Scleropages formosus (Asian bonytongue), 8625 nucleotides long. RefSeq names its product teneurin transmembrane protein 4 (gene tenm4). Gene Ontology annotation, cellular component: membrane; neuron projection. The record is from RefSeq and is a predicted model, not a curated record. The transcript is spliced from 32 exons. Lineage: Eukaryota; Metazoa; Chordata; Actinopteri; Osteoglossiformes; Osteoglossidae. Gene Ontology annotation, molecular function: protein heterodimerization activity; protein homodimerization activity; cell adhesion molecule binding. Gene Ontology annotation, biological process: signal transduction; heterophilic cell-cell adhesion; neuron development. The coding region runs from base 25 to 8604 and encodes 2859 amino acids.